This is a messenger RNA of Manis pentadactyla (Chinese pangolin), 7414 nucleotides long. RefSeq names its product collagen alpha-4(VI) chain-like. The record is from RefSeq and is a predicted model, not a curated record. Lineage: Eukaryota; Metazoa; Chordata; Mammalia; Pholidota; Manidae.
UUGCAAACUUUCUGGUUGUUGAUUUAACAAAUAUUUAUUGAACAAUUGCUAUGUCAUCCACUGUGUUAGGUGGUAAGAUUCAGUGUUGAGUAAAACCAGAUACUUGACCUUCAUGGAAUUUAUAACGUACUGGAAGGAAGACACAUUAAACAUAAUUAGAUUAAAAGUAAAAUUAAACUAAAUUAAACUAAAACUAACAGUCAUAAUAAGUUCUAGCAGCACUCUAAGUGCUCAUAAAUGGAAUAUUUUACCUUCUCCAGGAGGCCAGAAAAUAUUUCCCUGAGAAAUGACAGUUGAGCCAACAUCAGAGGGAUAAGAUGUUUCCAAGCUAACUUGGUCAGAAGAGCAUUCAUGCGAGAGAAUAUUGCAAGUGUAAAGACUUGGAGGUAGAUGUGAUCCUGGUUGUGAAGAUGAGAAAAGAAGUGAAGAGAAUCUGAGUUUUUAUCUGAAAACUUGUCAGGAGUGUGAGCAGACUGGAGUCAAAAAAGGGCACCGAAGAUACGCUGUUAAAAAGCCAGAGACGAGCACGACGACGAUUGCUUGAAGAAGUCCCUCCAUGAAGAAUCCAGUCCAAAUCUUGGAGCAUUUGGACAAAUUAACCUACUGAGGAAGAAGAGGAAGGCCCAAGACCAGUGCUGCUUUGGAUUUCCUAAGGAACAAGGUCUUCACUCAGGAGAAGGGCAGCUGCUCCAAGCAAGGCAUGCAGCAGAUAGCCGUGGUCAUCACGGAAGACGUCUCGCAGGACCGUGUGUCCGGGCCGGCUUCUCUCCUGCACCGGGCAGGGGUUAUCAUUGCAGUGGGCACUCAGAUGGCCUCAGAGAGAACAGACCUGAAGAAGAUGGCAUUGUAUACUCCUCGGAAGCAUGUCAUCUCCCUGGAAUCACUUUUGUAACUCUCCAUUGUGGAGAGCAAGAUUAAGAACCACAAAUUUCCAUCAGCCAAAAUUGACAAGAAUGAGUGGUGCCAGUUGGUGUUCAGGACUCUUCACUCCAUUGGACAGUGCAAGGCCCUGGGCUGCCUCGGAGCCAAUCUGUACCCCCACUGUGUGGGGCUGUCUGCAGAGACACCCCUCCUGCCCGAUGGUCCUUUUCUGAGACUCUGGCCAGCCAUCGUCCUGUCGGCUGGCACUGGCUUCCAGCAAGUUGCUUCUUCUUAUUGCCUAGGCUGUGUGUACAUUGAGAAGGCAGAUAUUUACUUCCUUAUUGAUGGGUCUGAUAGCAUCAACCAAGAAGAUUUUCUGGAAAUGAAGGUGUUCAUGAAGGAGAUGAUAAAGAUGUUCCAUAUUGGGCCUGACAGAGUACAGUUUGGAGUCACUCAGUACUGAAUUAAUAGUCAGUUCAUCCUAAGUCAGCAUCUGAGUGUGGCAAGGUUGAAGGAAGCCACUGAUGGCAUCCAGCAGAUAAGAGGUGGCACCAUGACAGGUCAGGCCUUGAAUGACAUGGCUCAGGUAUUUGCAGACCAGGCUCACAGCCAUGUGCCUUGGUAUCUCGUAGUAAUCAGAGAUGCUACAUCUGCCAACCCAGUGGCAGAGGCACUGAGAGAACAUGGGCUUAUCAUUUAUGCUAUUGGAGUCAGAGAUGCUGACAUUACUGAGCUUCAGCAGAUCACUAAAGACAAGAUGUUUUUCAUGCAUGAGUUUGAUUCCUUGAAGGCCAUCCAGCAAGAAGUGAUACAGGAUAUCUGCUCCACAGAGACUUGUAAGAAUAGGAAAGCUGACAUUAUCUUCCUGAUAGAUGGUUCAGAAUCCAUCUCCCCAAAAGACUUUGAAAAAAUGAAGGGAUUCAUGAAGAGGAUGGUGAACCAGUCCAGUAUUAGUAUCAGUGAAAUUCAGAUUGGCCUUCUGCAGUUCAGUUCAACCCCCCAAGAGGAAUUCAGGCUCAACCAAUACUUCCCAAAGGUGGACACAAACAGAGCCAUCACGAACGUCCAGCAGAUGAAUGGCGGCACACACACUGGGAAAGCCCUGACCUUCACUCUGCCUUGUUUUGAUGGUUCAUGGGGAGGACCCAGUGUCCAUCAGUAUUUGAUUGUGAUCACUGACGGGGUCACCCAGGAUAAUGCAGCCAUACCAGCCAAGGCUCUCAGGGGCAGAAACAUAAUACUUUUUGCAAUUGGGGUGGGACAAGCCAAAAACUCUCAGCUUUUGGAGACUACUAAUGACCAACACAAAGUUUAUUAUGAAGAAAAAUUUGAAUAUCUGCAGAACCUGGAGAAGGAAAUUCUUUAUAAGGUUUGCAUUCCACAAGGAUGCAACAUAGAUCUGUCUGUAGGAAUUGGUAUCUCCACUCCCAUGAGGCAAGUUCUGCAGAAUCUUCAAGUGUCGCUGCCAGAGCUGAUGCGGCAGUUGGUGUCGCUCUCCAACAUCAGCUGCAGCGUCCCCGGUCCAGUCAGCACAAUGUUCCACCACUUGGUUCCUGGCUCAAAUGGCCAGCUUAUCUUUGACUCUGGCUUUGAAAAGUACAGUGAGGAGGUCAUUCAGAAACUCCUGAUUCAUCAGACUGCCCAUAGCAGCCAUAUGGAUAUGGAAUUUUUGCUGUUUCUGGGAGAUAACGCUGUGCAUCUCUUUUCUGCUGAAGUGAAGGUCCUUUUAGUAUUUACAGACGAACUGGAUGACGGUUUAGAGAGACUGAAGGAAAUAUCUGAGCUUCUCUGCUGCAAAGGAUUCUCUGGACUCCUCAUUAUUGGCCUGGGAGGUGUGCAUAAAUUAGAAAAGCUCCAGGAGCUAGAAUUUGGCAGAGGAUUUGCAUAUAAUCAACCUCUGAGCACCACACUGCGAUGCCUCCCAAAUAUCUUACUGAAGCAACUUGUACUGAAGACACAGUUGCAGAAGGAACAUGCUGCAAUAGGUAUGCAGAAUUCUUUGGAGAAGGUGGGCAAGAGAUUGCAUGGACCAUGUCACAGUUUAGUCAUGCUGACAGUCAUUUCUGCUGGUUUGAGUAGGUUGGGAGGUGAUACAGGUACUUGCUUGACUGUCUCCAGGUGCAUCAUUAUUCCACAGGGAAAAAGAGGCCCCCGGGGUCCUCCUGGGCUCCAAAACAAGGACGGAUGCCCAGGUGCGAGGGGACCUGAGGUGAGUGUGAACCUUGAGCUGUACAGUAACCAGGUCCAUCUGGUCCUCUUGGGUCUGACGUGCCCAAUUUCCUUUGCCCCACAGGGAAAUCCCAGUGAUGAAGGUAUUGACGGUUUGGAUGGAGAACUAGGUAAUCAUGGAGUCCCAGGGUCAUCUGGAGAAAAAGGACAUGGGGAAAACCGGGGCUUGACCGGGUCGCCCGGACUGUCUGGAGAGCGUGGGGAGCCUGGGCCCAGGGGAGACCCUGAGCAUCCUGGAAUGGAUAGUUACAUCCAAGGCAUUAAGGGAGAAAAAGGAAGGCGUGGCCAUCAGGUAAGACGCCCUCUGUUCUCUUGGCAAUACUGGGACACACGGGAAGGUGCUAGCUGGUGCAGAGGCUUAGGCAUUGGUUUGGAUCAGCAUAGAAAACCAGAGCGCAAACCUGUGGGACCCCAUUUCCAUGCAGACAGGAGCUCUGAAUUGGGACCCUUCAGUUUCGAUGGACCUCAGGGGGCAGUGGGCAGUGUGGGUCCUCAGGACGGAGAGGAAGGCGAGGACCCCAAGGACCUUCUGGACAAAAAGGCUUACCUGGUGCCCAGGUGGGCGCGAGAAACCGAGCGCCACGGCGCCGCGGCUCAGUCCACCCUCCUGGGCGUCGCGGGCAAAUCACCGCGCUGCACUGCCUGCCCGGCGCUUGCUCUCCCCACUCAGCGUCCCGGGGCUCCCGACACGGAGGAGCAGGGCCUCUGCCUGGGAGGGGCGUCCGGGAGCGCGCGCGCCCUGAGCCGUGUGCCGCGCGGCCGCGGGAUCCCGGGGAGCGCAGGCUCCGCCCGGAGGCUGAAACAGCAGCGCCUGGAGACCCCGGCGCCAGCUUCUGUCCCCGUCUCUCUCGGGGAGGAACAACCUAGCCCCAUGGAUAUGGACAUCCAGGACAAAAAGGAAAAAAGAAGCAUCACAGAAAAUCUUAAACCUGUGUAUCUAUUGUGUCAAGGUGUUUCCAAAUGCGCAGUGUUUCCAACUGAAGUGGUCUUCGCCUUGGACUUGUCAAAUAAUGUCUCCCAGUUGGAUUUUGAGAGGAUGAGAGACAUUUUAUUGUCUCUGUUGAUGAAGAUGGACAUAAGCAGGAGUAACUGUCCAGUGGGUGCCCAAGUUGCCAUCAUUUCGUAUGACACCAAAACAGAUUACCUGAUUCACUUCUCAGACUAUAAGGGGCCAUCACUCCUGCAGGGCAUCAGGAAUAUCCCCCUGGAAGGGUCAUCUGGCAGCAGGAAUCUUGGGGAUGCCAUGAGGUUCAAGGCAAGACAUAUGUUCAAUCGUGCGUGCUCGGGCCUUGUCAUGAGGAAAGUGGCUGUGUUCUUCCUGGCAGGCUGGGCCCGUGAUGCAGAAGCCGUCAGUGCAGAUACACUGGGGCUCCAUGUGCUGGACAUCACCCCUGUGGCUGUCAGCUUCACCGAGGAGCACAACCUCCCAGAGGUCCUGCUGAGGGGCAGGGCUGGGGGAGGGUGGCUGGUGGCAGGGGACAAAUUCCCCAGAAUUGAUAUGGAUGGAACCAGCAGCUUUCAGGUGUUUGUUUGGGAGCCGGGGCACCAGCAGGAUGUGGAGCACCUGGUCCACUGCACCCUCUGCUAUGACCCUUGCCGCCCGGGCCCCCCGGCGGUGGACACGGACUUGGCUUUCGUGAUGGACGGCUGUCUGGACGCCCUGAGGCUCGUGGGGGCGGCGCGGCCCCGCUCGUCCUCCCGCGGGCGCGCGGCCCUGGUGUCGCACACGACUCUGGGCUCCCGGCCAGGCGCAGGGCGCCCCUGUGCUCGAAGCCCCCGCCUGGCCUCGUUCGGCCUGAGUGCGCAGAUGCAGAGGCUGGGCCGCGAGGCCGCGGGCCGCCCGCCGCAGGGAGCCCCCGCGCUGGGCACGCCCUGGAGUGGACGCUGGCCCCGGGGGCUCCUGGCCGCCCCGCGGCCGCGGAAGGCGCGGAUGCUCUUCGCCAUCCUGGCCGGCGAGACCAGCAGCUGGGACCGGGAGAAGCUACGGGCUGUGUCCCUGGAAGCCAAGUGCCAGGGCAUCACGCUGUUCAUGCUGGCUGGGCCGGGUGAGGGGGCCCGCGAGCCCGCCGAGUUGGCCCACGGGGCCAGCACUCCCCCAGAGCAGCAUCUGCUGUGCCUGGAAGGGGUCUCAGACGCCGACGUGGCCUACGCCCGGGCAUUCCUGAGGGCCUUCCUGAAUCUCCUAAGAAGUGGAAUAAACCAGUACCCACCCCAAGAGAUCAUUGGGGAACCAAAGCAAGGGGAUACUCUGCUGUGAUCAGCUGUGCCUGUCCAGAGGUAGGCCAAGGUUGUCUCACAGCCCUGCCCCUACAGGACACUGUCUCUCUAAAGAAAGGUCACAGGCAAUGCCAAUCUUUGACCUGACCCAAACCACUGGGGCUAGGAUGCUCCUGUGUUUGGAAAACUCUGGUGUGGUUUCAUAUUUUUUUUAAUGGUAAGAGUAAUACAGGACUAAUGUAAAGAAUUCAAAGAGCAUGUAAGUAUAUAAAAGCAAGAAAUGGAAACUUUCCAUUUCAUCCUCUAAUCACAUGUCCCAGAUGGAAAAUGGAUAAUGCUAAACACAUUAUUGUGAUGUUUGUCCAAAUGCUUCUGCAAACCUAGGAAAAGCAGCAGGCUGUGCCCAAGCGUCAAGCUUACAGAAUCCAGCAGUGUCACUGGGGGUACAGCCUCUCCGUCCCUGUGGUUUGGUUAUGCUGCUGACCUGAUUGCUCCCAUACAGGUUGCCCGAGGGCCAGUUUGGCAUAUCUGGCUUUGCUGAUGAUUUGGAAGCACUUGGAGUAGCGAACUCUUUCCUAGGGGAGAGUAGAAAAGCCACAAUGACAUACGUAACUCAGCAAUGAACACUUGACUGCUAUGAAAAGGAUGCCUAUGGUGCUGAAGGAGAUGAAUGAGAAACACCUGUGAGACCGAAGGAGGCCAGAGAAGAAGGGCACCCAGGCACUGCCGACGGUGAACAUCGGACUCCUCCUCCUUAGGUUGAAUUCACUUUUUAAAAUCUUUAUCUUUUUAAACAAAAAUUACUGUGCACUGUGUUAGCAUGCAAGUUUUGGCUUUUUAUACACUUUCCUUCCAAGUGCACAAAUUUGUGUAUGCAGUUAAAGAGAUCAGUUUAAGAAACAUACAGAAGCUAACUUUGAUCUGACUAUAAAAGUGGAGAUGCCAGAAGCUAUUUCAGGGAGUAUUAUGGGGGUGUAUUAUGGAGUACUCCCAAGUGUUCACUUCAUUGCAGAGAGGCAGCUGCCAUCAUGCCAAAGUGGAGACCUUCAGGGGAAAUGCACUGGCUUGUAGAGGCUCCUUCAUCUGUUAGUGGCCACAUAGUUCCAAUCAUGUUUAGAGAACAGUUUGGAUCCAUCUAGAACAACUGUAGCAUCGCAUUUGGAUUGCAGCAUGUAAUAAUGGAAAUGCCAGGUUACCUCUUACAUGGAUCAACAAAUUAAGCAAACAGCAAACACAUUUGAAAGAGUUAUGGGGGGACUAGACUCUGAACUUUUUAAAAGGCAGGGAAAAGAUUGCUGAAAGAGCUUGUAGCCCGAGGUGUGGGCAGUCCUGCUCAGGGUCAAUGAGGGAUGACUGCCUGGAGGUUUUGAAGGUGCCUCGAUGGUUCUUCAUCUGGGGCUGCUAGACAGAGUGCCGUAGGGAAGUUUUUAAUCUCUGUGGUUCAGUUUUCUGAUCUAUGCAGUGGGGAUUAGAUGAAUACCUACCUCAUAGGGUUGUUUUGAAAAUAAGACAUAAUUCAUAGUAGGCAUACAGGUUAGCUCCUGCUGGUGGGUCCUGCCUCUUAGAUUCCAAAGCAAACACAGGUGCAAAGGAAAUAAUGAAACCAAAUAGACAGCAACAGGUACUCCCAGCAAGGACACUAACAUUUCACCUCCUUAGGCCAAAACUUAAGCAUAAGAACUUAUCUUGCUGAUGACUAUAUUUCCAGUAUACAAUACCCUCAGGUAAUCUUAUUAAGGCAGUGAUUUUCACUUUUGGCUAGAAUCAACUGGGAAUCAUUAAAAAUUAUGAAUGCCUACACCUCACCCCAGAUUAAUUCAGUCUGAAUCUUCGGGCAUGGGACUUACCCGGUGACUUCACUGAGCACCCAGGAGUGAGGAGCCAUGCUCUGGGCAUCCUUUCCCCCUACUGAGGGUGAAGAAGGUGCAGAGAGCCUACUGGUCAGCUCAUCGGUCCUAGUCAGGUCGCCACUGAGGCCAGAAGUAUCCCCACAUUUCCAUUUCCCCCGGCCAGUCCCUGCCCCAUGAAACCCCAAGGCCGUCCUACCUUCCCCGCCUCUCAGGCUGCUUCUCCAUGUCUCUUCCUCCAGCAGAUCCCUUAUCUUCUU